GAGCGAUGUCGUCCUAUACAUGUUCCCAACCGGCGACACCAGCCGCGUGAAGCUCGCCACCGAACUUCUCCUCCUUGGGUUUCUGAUGGACGAUUGGUUCGACCACCACCCGCCAGCCGAAGUCUCCUCGGUCGUCUCACGCCUACAGUCGCUCCUCUCCUCCCCUUCCAGCUUCUCCCCCCGCACAACCAUCGACCGAAUGCACGCAACGCUCUUUGCACGAAUCCUCGCCGACCCCUCCCCGUUCUCUUCCUCGGAUUCCUCCUCCUCCUCCUCCUCCUCCUCCUCGCGCAAGGUCCUCGAAGCCUACAUGGCCAUGCUCGCAUGCCACUGCUGGCCGUCGCGCAGCAGCAGCAGCAGCAGCAGCAAUGACUCGGGCUCCGAUCAUGUCUCGGCCGGUCCUACGAGUACCCUGGGCCGUUACCUAUCCUUCCGCGAGGUCGACGUGGGCAUGCCCAUCUGCGCGGAGCUGCUGUACUGGACCGAGCCCGACCUCUUGGACUCGGACGACAGCAACAACGACGAGGCCGACAAGUGGCGGGCGGCGCUGCGCCCGCUCGAGAAAGUGGCGCACUACCACGUCAGCAUCCUCAACGACGUCUUUUCGUUUGAGAGGGAGUGGAAGGCGGCCGCGCAGGCGCCGCUGCUCGCCCGGGACGGAGGGGGCGGCGCAGCGGCGGUGCCACUGGUCAAUGGCGUGGCGGUUCUGGCGAGGGAGGCCAACGUGUCCAUGGAAUCCGCGCGGCGACUGUGUAUUGCGCUCGUGAGGGCUUGGGAGGUGGAGUUUCUGAGCAUGGCUGAGGAGUUGCUGCUGCUGUUCCGUCGUUCACGUGCCGAGGCGGGGCAAACGGAUGAGGGAGAGGCGGGGAGGCGGUUGGUGAGGGUGCUCAAGGGGAUUGAACGGAGGAUGACUGGUGCCGAGGCGUUUUCGUGGCGGACGUCGAGGUACCUUUAGCCAUGCUUCUACGCGCAUUUUUAUAUUUGCAAGCGCGAGGACUCGGAAAGUUGCUAUGGACCCUUAAACAGCUUCCAGUCGUUACCCAUCGUUCCAU
Molecule: messenger RNA, 1052 nt
Organism: Parathielavia appendiculata
Lineage: Eukaryota; Fungi; Ascomycota; Sordariomycetes; Sordariales; Chaetomiaceae
Product: terpenoid synthase
Exons: 2
Coding region: 20-955 (311 amino acids)
Source: RefSeq, a predicted model, not a curated record